Molecule: messenger RNA, 2508 nt
Organism: Pongo pygmaeus (Bornean orangutan)
Lineage: Eukaryota; Metazoa; Chordata; Mammalia; Primates; Hominidae
Gene: FOXF2
Product: forkhead box F2
Exons: 2
Coding region: 385-1746 (453 amino acids)
Biological process (GO): animal organ morphogenesis; regulation of transcription by RNA polymerase II
Cellular component (GO): nucleus
Molecular function (GO): DNA-binding transcription factor activity, RNA polymerase II-specific; RNA polymerase II cis-regulatory region sequence-specific DNA binding
Source: RefSeq, a predicted model, not a curated record
AGUCCGAGAGACAGAGCGAGGAGCGCUCCUGAAGGGAGACGUCGGGCUCGUCCCCGGGGUCCAGGCCGCGGUCCCACUCGCGGGCGCAGUUGCCCGGCGCCGGCCGCUCGGCCCCGCGGCCUGGGAGGCCGUUGCGCAAGGCAGGGCCCGCGGCUCGGGGAGUGAUGCGCCGGGCGUUGCCUCCCGCCCGCCGCCGCCGCCGCCGCCAGAAGCCCCAGAGGAGCUGAGGGAGGCGACGCCGAAGCGCUGGCCCGGAGUGGCCACGGCUGCAGCCCGGGCGGCGGGCUAGGGCGCUCGCCGGGCUUCUGGGCCGACCCCGCUCCGGCGCCUCCGCUCCCCGCCCGGGGCCCGCCCUCGCGGCCCGGCCUCGCUCCCGGGUCCCAGAUGACCACCGAGGGCGGGCCGCCGCCGCCCCCGCCGCGCCCGCCGCCGGCCCCGCUCCGCCGCGCGUGCAGCCCGGUCCCCGGCGCGCUCCAGGCCGCCCUGAUGAGCCCGCCGCCCGCCGCCGCCGCCGCCGCCCUGGAGACCACCUCCUCCUCCUCCUCGUCGUCGUCCUCCGCCUCCUGCGCCUCGUCCUCGUCCUCCUCCAAUUCGGCCAGCGCCCCCUCGGCCGCCUGCAAGAGUGCGGGCGGCGGCGGCGGCGGCGGCGCGGGCGCCGGGAGCGGGGGCGCCAAGAAGGCGAGCUCGGGGCUGCGGCGGCCCGAGAAGCCGCCCUACUCGUACAUCGCGCUCAUCGUCAUGGCCAUCCAGAGCUCGCCCAGCAAGCGCCUGACGCUCAGCGAGAUCUACCAGUUCCUGCAGGCGCGCUUCCCCUUCUUCCGCGGCGCCUACCAGGGCUGGAAGAACUCCGUGCGCCACAAUCUCUCGCUCAACGAGUGCUUCAUCAAGCUGCCUAAGGGCCUCGGGCGGCCCGGCAAGGGCCACUACUGGACCAUCGACCCGGCCAGCGAGUUCAUGUUCGAGGAGGGCUCGUUCCGCCGCCGGCCGCGCGGCUUCAGGCGGAAGUGCCAGGCGCUCAAGCCCAUGUACCACCGCGUGGUGAGCGGCUUGGGCUUCGGGGCCUCGCUGCUGCCCCAGGGCUUCGACUUCCAGGCGCCCCCGUCGGCGCCGCUCGGCUGCCACAGCCAGGGCGGCUACGGCGGCCUCGACAUGAUGCCCGCGGGCUACGACGCCGGCGCGGGCGCCCCAAGCCACGCGCACCCUCACCACCACCACCACCACCACGUCCCGCACAUGUCGCCCAACCCGGGUUCCACCUACAUGGCCAGCUGCCCGGUGCCCGCGGGACCCGGGGGCGUCGGUGCGGCGGGGGGCGGCGGGGGCGGCGGAGACUACGGGCCAGACAGCAGCAGCAGCCCGGUACCCUCGUCCCCGGCCAUGGCGAGCGCCAUCGAAUGCCACUCGCCCUACACGAGCCCUGCGGCGCACUGGAGCUCGCCUGGCGCCUCGCCUUACCUCAAGCAGCCGCCCGCCCUGACGCCGAGCAGCAACCCCGCCGCCUCUGCAGGCCUGCACUCCAGCAUGUCCUCCUACUCGCUGGAGCAGAGCUACUUGCACCAGAACGCUCGCGAGGACCUCUCAGUGGGACUGCCCCGUUACCAGCAUCACUCUACUCCAGUGUGUGACAGAAAAGAUUUCGUCCUCAACUUCAAUGGGAUUUCUUCUUUCCAUCCCUCAGCUAGCGGGUCGUAUUAUCACCAUCACCACCAGAGCGUCUGUCAGGAUAUUAAGCCCUGCGUCAUGUGAGUGCCAACGGAAAGAGGCCAAGCAAUGGCAGCUCUCUCCUCUCCUCUCCUCAGAGGGGGCAGAUAGAAACUGGGAUGGAUUCACGUCGCAUGCACGCGGAUAGCAGUAAGCCACAUACCUGCCACUUAGCCAGAAUGCCCAGGAUCGCGUUGGUCACUGUUAUUUGCCUACUGCUGGAAGAAGGACAACCGCUGGCAAGAUAGCGUCCCCAAUCUGAAUACCUGCAGGCUCCCACAUGAGGGAGAGGGCAGACUCAGGUGGGAAGAUGUGCCAUGCGUAAGACAUCAACGUGUAUCUCUGGGAUCUUCGUUGCCUUCAGUAAUCAGGGUCUGAAAAAAGCAGACAAGUUGUGUGUGUGUGUGUGUGUGUGUGUUUGUCUAAGAAAACUUGUGUGCUUUUCAAAAAGGCAGUGCUAAGCACAAGAUUUCAAGAAAGCCUCUUCUUGUUGCCUAGCUGAGUGGGAGAGUCAUUUUCCCCAGACACUACAUUUGGAUACAGGUGCCAAAGAACAUUAUUAAGGAAUUAUUUAGAAACAAUGUGUCUAGUUUAAGAAAGUGGUUUUCAGUAUUGUGACAAUACAACGUUUUUACAAGGUUGUUUUCUACCACCAUAUUUUAAAGAUAUUUUUAUGACCUUCGUGUAUACUCACACUUUGCUUGUAUUUUAAAAGGAGGAUAUAUUUGCACUUACGUAUACUUUUACAGUUUGCCAAAAUAUUUUGUUGUAAAAUUUUUUUUCAAUAAAAUGUAUAUAACAAAUAGU